UGACGGAAGCUGAAUAAGUGCCAAAGCUCUCGGCGAAUACCGUGUGGAAUACUCGUCUCCAAGUUGAACGUCAGGCUAGCUAGCUCCUCCACCACGUAUGGUCAGCUGGAGAGGGGAAACUGCUAGAUAGCUUCGCUACUGACUAGCUCCCAGAAACAUUCCAUCGAUGCUAAAUCUGCUACCACCUCGCAGCGAGCGCAUUCCCUUCACCUACUCAACCUAGCUAUUGCCUCAAUUCCUUUACCACUACAGAUUAUGAUGCCGCCCAGCAGUUCCACUAUAAGCAAUAUUGUGACCAUGAUCACGCUGGUUCUGAGCACGUUGUUGCCUGGAUCGGAAACGAUGUCCAUGGCGAACGCCACGACAGGGAUCUGCUGCGGAGACCGUGGCGACGGCAGCCCCAAAUGGUACAUCCCUCCGUUCUCGUCGAUGGACAGUCGCAGUCGCCACCUUGGCAUGGCGAACUCCACAGGUUCGUCCAAGUUACUGCUGCUACUUGUCUCGCUCCCCAGCCGAGGAGAUCAACCUGCGAAUCAUCGCGGGAGCAGCAGCGAUAUGGUCAGCAAGGAGAAUCCUCCAUCAUGGAAGCUAUGCAGCGUUGGGGAGCUAGCAUCCUCCUAUCCUUUUGGUUUAAACAAAUCCCUCGAUCUUGAUUUCGUUGGCUAUAGCCGGUUUCCCGCCACGGCCAAAGAGCCGCAAUACAAGAGGAGGCUUCCACGCGUGAGCUUUGCUGAACGGAGAAAGCUGUUGGCUUCUCAUGAUAGCACGACCAAGAUAGACGUCCAUCGUCGUCACAGGGAGCGCGUCGUUCCGGCAGCCGCAAUCGCCGCCAUCAGUACAUUUUUUCUUUCCCUGCUUUGCAGUCUUGCAGGGCUUCUGCUGUGGUGCACGCGUAACAAGUCAAAGGAGGAAGCGCCCGUCCAGCAUACAGAGCUUUGCCCCCUGGGGCCUAGAAGGUUCAGUCACCGUGAGCUGGCUGCCGCGACGUGUGGGUUCGCGGAGGAGGCAAAGAUCGGCCGAGGAGGCUUUGGGCCGGUGUACCGCGGCUACCUGCGCGACCAAGACUGCCAAGUCGCCAUUAAGGUGCUCUCUCAAGAAUCCUCUGUGCAGGGGAUGAAGGAGUUCGCAGCCGAGGUGAAGGUCAUGACAAGGCUGAGGCACCGGAACAUCAUCCAGCUUUUGGGCUGGUGCGACGGUCCGCGUGGCCUAUUGCUUGUCUACGAGUUCAUGCCCAAUGGCAGCCUCGACAAGGCACUCUAUGAUCCUCGGAGGCUGCUAACUUGGUCAGAAAGCUCAAGUAUCAAUCGGAAUUCUUCUGAAAUGCGUGGUCACAGGUAUAGGAUUGCACUCGGUUUGGGAUCUUCCGUACUCUACCUCCACAUGAAUUGCGAGCAGUGCGUCGUGCACGGGGACAUCAAGCCUGCAAACAUCAUGCUCGACUCGUCUUACAACGCCAAGCUCGGAGACUUCGGGUUGGCGAGGCUCGUCGACCACGGAACUGACUCGCGAACAACUCAGGUCGUGGCAGGGACUGUCGGGUACAUCGACCCUGAAUUUGUUAACACCCGUAGGCCUAGCGCCGAGUCCGACGUCUAUAGCUUUGGCGUCGUUCUUCUAGAGAUCGCUUGCGGCAAGCGGCCAGCCUCGAGAGAACCAAAAGGAACACCACUGCUGCUGAAUUGGGUCCGUGACAUGUACCGCAAGAACUUGAUUGUUGGAGUGGCAGAUCGACGGCUGGACGGCGAGUUUGACGAGCAGCAGAUGAGGCGAGUGCUCUUCACGGGCCUCUGGUGCACGCAUCACGAUCAGAGCCAGCGACCAUCGAUCGUGCAAGCCAUGGAUGUCCUGCAACGUGAAGAUGCUGAGCUGCCAGUCCUUCCAGCAAUGCGUAGUCCUGGCUCAGUUCGUUCGCUGGCAGAAAUAAUAGCCUGUGGUAAUUUGUCAGCAGGGAAUUCUUCUUUUGAGAAUUCAUCUGUUGACACUGCGUACCACACCUCCAAGGAUUCGACUAGUCUGGUACAGUAGAAUGCUAGCAGAAGAAUGAAACAGGGCAAAUCAAAGUGUUGCGCGGUGAUUCCUUC
Panicum hallii is the source of this 2081-nucleotide messenger RNA. Its product is annotated as probable kinase CHARK. The transcript has 2 exons. The record is from RefSeq and is a predicted model, not a curated record. Gene Ontology annotation, biological process: protein phosphorylation. The coding region runs from base 256 to 2025 and encodes 589 amino acids. Gene Ontology annotation, molecular function: protein kinase activity; ATP binding. Gene Ontology annotation, cellular component: plasma membrane. NCBI's taxonomy places the organism in Eukaryota, Viridiplantae, Streptophyta, Magnoliopsida, Poales, Poaceae.